AUACUGCAAGUUUGUCCGAAAACCCGAAACCAAAACAGAUAAAAAUACACACGGGACCACCAUCAUAUUUUAUUUCUUCAGUUUCGGUUCGUCUUCUAUUCUUUUUUCUUCACACUUUCUCUUUCUCUCUACAACACCCCGAAAAUAGCUCAAGAAUCCCCCAAAUCCCUCAAAUUACCUAACUCCGAUUGCAAUUACUAUUAUUAAUUAAUUAAUUAAGUAUCAUGUCCCCGGAAAUAGAAGGCCGUCAACUGAGCCUCCCCAAACCCCUCCACACCGCGUCACCCCGCACCGACUCCCUCCUCUACGACGUCGUUUCACGCUCCCUCGCCCUCCGCCACUCCGACUCUUCCUUCUCUCUCUACCCUUCCUUCUCCCCCCUCUCCUUCCCCUCCCCGCACGUCCUCGUCCCCUCCCCCACCUCCUCCGCCGCCUUCCUCCACCUCCGCAACUCCUCCGAUCCCGCCGUCACGCUCUUCCUCGCCUCCACUCCCGUCCCCUCCGCCGUCCUCCUCCGUUUCUACAUCCUCCGCGCUGGACGCUUUGCCAGAAUCAGGGUCGUCUCGAGCCACAGGGAUCUCGAGUUCGAUCCCGCCAGGUGGGGGGCUGUGUUUAGGGCCAGCCAUGGGGUCUCCGUUAAAUUGUCCGGGGGAGCCAACGUUUUCUCCAUGUACUCGGUCUCGAGUUCGAAGAUUUGGGUUUUUGCAGUGAGAUUGAUUGGGGAUGAAGGCGGCGGGGAAGCUUUAAAGCUCAUUAAGUGUGCGGUGGUUAAUUGUUGGUUUCCGGUGUGUACAGUUAGGGUUUUGUUUGGGUUUUUGGUUCUUGGUGAGGAGAAUGGGGUUAGGGUUUUCCCCUUGAGGCCGCUGAUCAAAGGGAAUCAAAGAAAGGAGAAGAAGAACGGUGGUAAAAGGAAUAGCUCGAAAAAUGGCUUGAGUAAUGGGGUUGAUGUUGCAAAGUCUAGCAAUGGAGGAAAAGCUUUGGGGCAAGGUGGAGAUAAGCAUUCUGAAUCUGUGAAGUCGAGGUCCGUAAAACUAAGACAAGAUUCCAAAGACGUGGGUUCAUUUUUUGUUGCUUUUGAGGAUAAGAAUGUAGGAGAUUCCAUAUCAACGGAGAAAGCGAGGAGAUCUAUCAAGGCUAUCUCAAUCCAGGCAUUAUCCACGGAACACUUUGUGGUCUUAGACAGUAUUGGAAAUGUUCACCUUUUAUCCCUUUCUUUUUCCAUCCAAGGAAUGAAUGAACCUCGCUUCAUGAAAAGGUUGAAUCGCACGAUGAAAGUUCAAAAGCUGGCUGUUUUUGAAGAUGUGUCCUCAGUGACACGAAAUAUCUGGAUCUCAGAUGGAUGUCAUAGUGUGCACCUGAUGACAGUCUCUGAUACAGAUACUUCCUUUGAUAAUUCUGAAACAAAAGAUACCGAGGGAAAGAUCCUCCGAACUUCAGGGCCAACCAUUCUUCAUACAUUUCUAGUUACACAAGCGAUUUUUACCAGUGAAAAAAUCCAAGAGAUUGUUCCCUUGGCUGCUAAUGCUGUCCUGAUUCUAGGACAAGGUAUUUCGAUCCUGUUCAAGUUUUCCCCUUCUUUCCUAGGAUGGACAGAUGGCACUUGUCAUUUUCGGAUACAGAAGUAUGUUUGCUUAUGCAAUUUCAUAGAUCUGCUUGAUGUUCUUUUUGAAAUUGGCCAUAUUUUGAUCUGGAGGAUAAACAUUCAUAGUCAAGUAAAUUGGUUCGUGAACAGAGUUCUUGAUCGAAAUGUGUAAGUCCUCUUUUCGUCAUCUAUACAUAAUUUGUCCAUCUUACUUCCAUGGCCGGAUGGCAUUCAAGCGUUACACUCACUGCACUCCUUGUCACGACAAAACCAAACUACCUAAUAAAUGUGAACAUUUUGAUGAGGUUAGAUUAUUUCCAUUUAUGAAUCAUUUUUAUCACGUACAAGAUCGUGUCUUCACGUUUUUAUAUUUUGUUGUAUAUUUGUACGUCAUUGAGGUUUCAAUCGUAUGUUUCAGGCACCUGAUACAUUCUAUUGUCUGAUCAGCGGUAUACCUAUGGGUUUUGCGAAUCCAAUCUGAUAUAUGCUGUCGGUGGAAAUUUGAAUUGUGAGUCCUUGCAAAGAUCAGAAGCAAUCGUUCAACAAAGCAAUAUCUGGAUCAGUGAAGCUUUAUAUCGACUUUCAGUUCCGUGGGCCCCAAGGUCACCUGGUCUAUAUGCUCUCAGAAAGAGAUUGGGAAGGUUGGCUUUUGAAUCCUGGGCACAUUACACAUGAACGCAAUCGGACUUUAUUAAUAUUUUCGAGCAACGUCAUUAUCGCUGCCUGUUAUCUUUAUUCUCUUUCCCUUCCUCUCUUCUUAUCUUUAUGUUUUAGUUGGGGGGUUAUUGAGUAAUGAUUUCCAGAAAGAUAUGCCAUGCCCCUCACCAACUCAAUCCAUACAUUUUUAGAUUUUGUCAAGACAUUUUUCUUUUGUUUGGUGUAUGGGAAAACCCCUAGAUAAAUCUUAAAGAGUCAUUGGUAAGUGAAAAUCUCUACAACGAAAAUCUCCAAAACCGGUGUUUGCAAUAAUUGAAGAAAGGAAUGUUGUCAUUAUAUUUGAUAGAUAUUUGUAUGGUUUUAUUCUUUAAAGUAAUUUAAAAUACUAUUUUGAGACAUGAACUCAAAAGAGCCCCUUUUCUCACUCAUGGGAAUGAUAUCAUCCAUUAGAGGCUAGCCUACAAGACGAAAUAAAAUUGAUAAAAAGUAAAAACAGACAUGAUUACAAGUAAACUUUGAAGAUGCAUGUUUUAACAAGUGGGACCAAUCCUACGGCUGGCAUAGCAUAAUCAGCACAGUCGAUAAUGGAAUCUAAGAUUGGAAUGUUUUCAGUAGUGGGAUUGAAUAUUUUCAUGAAUGGGCAAUCACAUGCACUCAAUAUACAUAUGUAACCACAAUAUUUCGCUCUCAAAUCCCAAUUUGAAAGUUACCUCACACUGAUAUAUCUUGAAUCCCAUAACCUGCAAUAUAUCUCAUUUCAGAAGAUAAUGUUGUCUUGAUUUGUUCCGCUAAUGAUGUAUAAUAGAGAAUUAUUACU
Striga asiatica is the source of this 3056-nucleotide messenger RNA. Lineage: Eukaryota; Viridiplantae; Streptophyta; Magnoliopsida; Lamiales; Orobanchaceae. The record is from the annotation of a GenBank genome assembly.